Molecule: messenger RNA, 1344 nt
Organism: Rhodamnia argentea
Lineage: Eukaryota; Viridiplantae; Streptophyta; Magnoliopsida; Myrtales; Myrtaceae
Product: 45 kDa calcium-binding protein
Exons: 6
Coding region: 137-1162 (341 amino acids)
Cellular component (GO): endoplasmic reticulum
Molecular function (GO): calcium ion binding
Source: RefSeq, a predicted model, not a curated record
UCACCCCUAACCGUCAUUAACCGUCUUUCCCGCCCAUGCCUCCUCUGCCUCUUCCCUCCCGUCAUUGCAUCCUCUCUCUCUCUCUCUCUCUGCGCGCCUGGAACUCCCCCGCCCCACCUCCCUCAAGCAUCGGAAAAUGGCAAAGGCGGUGGUUUAUGCCCUUGCCACCGCCGCCUUGAUCGCCUUCAUAAUCUUCUCCUCGAUGGGCCAGAAGGGCCGCGACCACCUCGGCUCGAAUCGCCGCCUAGGCAUCAAAUUGCCCCUCCCGAAUUUCGACCCUCUCGUGACUGAAUUGGAGAGAAGGGGAGAAGGGAAACGGGAGGAGCGAGAAAACCCUCCGGCGAGCACAGGAGCCGGUUCUCCGAACGGCGUGGACGAGUAUUUGACGAACGAGGGCAAGCUGAACAUGACCUUGAGGCUAUUGUUCUUGUUCCCGUUGUUGGACAACGCGCCAAAGGACGGGACGGUCAGCUUCGACGAGCUCGAGGCGUGGAACAUGGGGCAAGCGCACGACCGGCUGAGCUAUCAGGCGCAGAAGGAGUUGGCGUUUUUCGACAAGGAUGGAGAUGGGGGUAUUUCCUUUAGGGAGUACCUUCCUCAGUUCUCAGAUGAAGACAUAGAUAGAAAUGGAUUGGCGCACGGUGAAGCCGGGUGGUGGAAGGAGCGAUUCCUCAAUGCCGAUGUCGACCAAAACGGAACCCUUGGCUUCAAUGAGUUCAUGGAUUUCUUGCAUCCCGAAGAUAGUAACAACACAGAAAUCCAGAAAUGGCUUCUCGGGCAAAAACUGAAGCGAAUUGACUACAAUGGUGAUGGUAAACUCAACCUCGACGAGUUCACGGAUCACGUCUAUGAUAUCUACAAGAACUAUGCUGAAUUCGAAGUCCAUGGCAGUCAUGUGCCCACACCUGAACAGAAAUUCACCGAUCUCGAUGUGAACGGCAAUAAACUCCUGGAAGUUGAGGAAAUGAUACCAAUGCUCCAAUAUAUGAAUCCUGGAGAGUUAUCUCAUGCUAAAUAUUACACUGCUUUUUUGAUCCGCCAGGCCGAUGACAACAAAGAUGGCCAGUUAAGCCUCGAGGAGAUGCUUAAUCAUGAGUAUAUGUUCUACACCUCGCUCUUUGAGGAGGAUGAGGAGGACGACGAACUCCACGAUGAACUCUGAAAAUGGAUCGCCAUCACUCCGUGAAUCCCGGAUUGUCCUGCCAAGAGAGCAGUGGCGGAAUCUUUGUUCAAAGAACUUCCAUGAGGAGGAAAAUGCGAGAAGGGGAAGAGGGAAAGCUUUUUGAGAGCAAAAUUAGAACUUUAGCACAAACAGAUGUUCUCUCAGUUCCUAAAAUUUCCGGU